Salmo salar (Atlantic salmon) is the source of this 2208-nucleotide messenger RNA. It is a transcript of the gene adprm, whose product is annotated as ADP-ribose/CDP-alcohol diphosphatase, manganese dependent. NCBI's taxonomy places the organism in Eukaryota, Metazoa, Chordata, Actinopteri, Salmoniformes, Salmonidae. Gene Ontology annotation, molecular function: CDP-glycerol diphosphatase activity; manganese ion binding; 2',3'-cyclic-nucleotide 2'-phosphodiesterase activity. The record is from RefSeq and is a predicted model, not a curated record.
AUCGUGUGUGCUGCUGACAGAAUACUAGUGCAGUCGGACAUGUAACAACUCUCCCGGCGUUUUAGAAACACUGUAACCUAACUGUAUCAAUUGACAUGGAAACAAUGUACAGUAUCUAGUACAAGAGGACAACAGCCACAGAAUAUCCUGGCAACCUUCACUUCAUUCUAGUAGGUAGAAUAAGCAAGCGUUCUGGCAGCGGUCAAAAAUGUUAGAAGGUUAGCUAGCUUUCUCAAGUGGACUAAAAGUGGAAGUUUGAUCAAUAACAUCAUGACAACUGGAAUGGAGAACUGCGCCAAACCACUUUUUACAUUUGGAAUAAUCGCCGACAUUCAAUACGCCGACAUAGAUGAUGGCUUCAAUUUCAAACGCUCAAGGAAACGAUACUACCGGAACAGUCUUCGCCUAUUGCACAAUGCACAGAAAAGGUGGACCGCGGAAACUGUCAAACCCCGGUUCAUCCUUCAGCUCGGUGACAUUAUCGAUGGCUUCAACAAGAGGCAUGGCGCAUCAGAGCGAGCCCUGGAAACGGUGAUGAAAGAGUUUGACUCCUCUCCGGUUGAAGUCCACCACGUUUGGGGCAACCAUGAGUUUUAUAACUAUAGCAGAGACACCCUAAUGCGGUCGGUUCUCAAUAGUACUACAGAUUCUGAAGCAGGAGAGGGGCAUCUCAGCAUCUGUGAGAUAUAUGCAUAUCAUUUCAGUCCAGUACCCAAAUACCGAUUUGUCGUUUUGGAUGCCUAUGAUGUGAGCCUACUAGGGAGAGAGGAGUCCAGUCUGAAAUACCAGCAGGCUAUUGCUAUUUUAAAAGCCCACAAUGACAAUGAAGAUCUGAACCACCCCCCAGCGCCUGUGGGGAUGGAGCAGAGGUUUGUGAAGUUUAACGGAGGAUUCAGUCAAGAUCAGCUGGACUGGCUGGAAGGAGUUCUGUCGUUGGCAGACGACAAACUGGAGAGGGUCACCAUUGUCAGCCAUCUCCCUAUCCACCCCAGCUCUACAGAUCCUAUCUGCCUAGCCUGGAACUAUGAUGCGCUGCUCUCCAUACUCCAGGCCCAUAAGAGUGUAGUCUGCUUCAUGGCAGGACACGACCACGAUGGAGGGUAUCACAGAGAUGACUCCGGAGUGCACUACCUCACGCUGGAGGGGGUGAUAGAGACCCCCCCGGGCAGUGACGCCUUUGGUACAGUCUCUGUGUAUGAGGACAGAAUGUUUUUAAAGGGAUAUGGAAGGAUGUCUGAUAGAAUACUGAUGUAUCCAUGAUAAUGCCAAAGAUUCUACGGCUAUACGGAAUCUGGGGAGGGCCAAUUCCUUGGGUCCUCAUAUACACUGAGUAUACAAAACAUUAAGGACACCUGCUCUUUUCAUGACAUAGAUUGACCAGGUGAAUCCAGGUAAAAGCUAUGAUCCCUUAUUGAUGUCACUUGUUAAAUUCACUUCAAUCAGUGUAGAUGAAGGGGAGGGGAGACAGGUUGUGUAUGUGUGCCAUUCAAAGGGUGAAUGGGCAAGACAAAAUAUUUAAGUUCCUAUUAACGGGGUAUGGUAGUAGGUGCCAGGCGCACUGGUUUGUGUCAAGAACUGCAACGCUGCUGGGUUUUUCCACGCUCAACAGUUUCCCGUGUGUAUCAAGAAUGGUCCACUAUCCAAAAGACAUUUAACCAACUUGACACAACUGUGGGAAGCAUUAGAGUCAACAUGGGCCAGCAUCCCUGUGGUAUCUUUCGACAUCUUGUAGAGUCCAUGCCCUGACGAAUUGUGGCUGUUCUGAGGGGGAGGGGGGGUUACAAAUCAAUAUUAGGAAUGUGUUCCUAAUGUUUGGUACACUCAGUAUGUGCAUAUAUAUAUAUAUAUUUCAUUUUCUGAGUUAAAAAGAGCCAGUGAUUAAAAUAAAGCUUUAUACCAAUAUUGAUUUAAGUGGAAGAGAACAGGUACUGAUAAAACAUGUUGCACAUUCCAUCUGGCCUGAGAUUGGGUGCCAAAAGAGUGGGAGAAUGUCUCUUCAUAACACAUAAACACACUGUCUCUCAUAAUAUGUUACCUCAGUAAGUUGAUAUUGUAGCUCUAAAUGAUGCGAUUGUUGGUGAUAGAGCUAUUGAUAAUAACCUGUGUAUAAUGAAUGCUUUGACAACAGUAAAUGGAUGAAUCUGUCUGUUGCACUGUAAGGGGUUCAUUAUUUUACCUUCAAUAAAUUUCAUUUGAUUUCUAAAUGUU